AUGGGCAAUCGAUUGAUCAUCACAGGUGCAUCGGGAGUUCUGGGUACUGCGAUAUACGAUGCUUUCAAGGCAGUGCCUAAGACAGAGGUUCUGGGUCUUGCGUUCACAAAUGCCAAACCGGGGUUGCAGAAACUCGAUCUCCAAGAUCGCGAGGAAGUAGAACGCGUCUUCACCGAGUUCAAGCCGGACUGGGUCAUCCACUGUGCAGCUGAGAGACGCCCGGAUGUGGCGCAGAAGAACCCUGACGGCACGCGUAACCUCAAUGUGAACGUGUCUGGACAUCUCGCGCAACUGGCAAAGACCCUCGGUUACACUCUUGUGUAUAUCUCCACAGAUUAUGUGUUCGAUGGACAGUCGCCGCCGUACAGUGUUACAUCUCCUACCAACCCGCUGAACCUUUAUGGAGAAACCAAGCGCGACGGCGAGAAUGCUGUCCUAGGUGUCGAUAGUGCCAAAGUGGUCGUCCUGCGCGUUCCCGUGCUGUACGGGCCCACUCCUCGUAACUCGGACUCCGCGAUCAACAUACUCCUCGACGUCGUGCAUGAUCAGUCCGGAAAGCAAUACAAGAUGGAUCACUACCAAACCCGCUUCCCCACGAAUGUCAUCGACAUCGCCCAUUUCCUCGUCAGAUUGACAGCUGUGCCCGAGCCGCUUCCGCGGAUAAUGCAUUAUUCCGCACAGGAACCGUUCACGAAAUAUGAAAUCUGUCUGAUUUUCGCGCAAUUGCUCGGCCUGCCUCACGCGCACAUAAUCCCCGACGCCGAGCCCCCUAAGGACGCCACUGCUCGUCCGAAGGAUACUCAGCUUGACGUGCACGAGACGGAGGAGCUGUUGAUGCGUGCUGAAGCGCCUCUCAAGGAAUUGAGCUCGAGGAUUCCGGACAAAGGUGGCAUUGGUCUGGGAUGCAGCGGCUUCGAAGAGUGGUGGGCAGGUUACCUCAAGGUUGGAGAACCUGCGAGCGCGUUUUCCGGAUAGUUGGGAACUCCAACUCUCUUCAUGUAUAGGUAUCCACAAUUGUAUUUUGAAUGAGAU
Molecule: messenger RNA, 1032 nt
Organism: Punctularia strigosozonata HHB-11173 SS5
Lineage: Eukaryota; Fungi; Basidiomycota; Agaricomycetes; Corticiales; Punctulariaceae
Product: NAD dependent epimerase/dehydratase
Exons: 7
Coding region: 1-975 (324 amino acids)
Biological process (GO): S-adenosylmethionine biosynthetic process
Cellular component (GO): methionine adenosyltransferase complex
Molecular function (GO): methionine adenosyltransferase regulator activity
Source: RefSeq, a predicted model, not a curated record